UUGGUGCUCUCUGAAGUACAAGUGUCAGGCAGGGGUUCCUAACUUUGAUACUGUGGACAAUUUCAAAGGAAAGAAGGAAUGGCAAGUUUCCCUCCAUUGAACAUCAAUCAAUCUAGAAAUAGGUAAAGGAAGGCGUAUCACAGGGGUAUUUUUCUUUUUUCUAUUCACUUCCGUGGGGUUCUAAAUUGAAAACAUGAACACAAACGAAAUCGUAUUGAAAUUACAUAAAAAAAGAAAAGAGAGGAGUAGCUCUUGGUUUAAAGAAAAGGGAGGAGAUGGAUCGAAUUCAGUCUUUUUCCUUGUUUGCUUCUUUCACCAUCCUGCAGGAGGUUCCUCCUAGGCUUGGGUUAACUAGACCCCGGCCUUUGUGGACAGCGUCUGUUGCGCUGUAGUAGUGUUUCUCUGCUCUUGAAGAAGAGGAGGCAUGGCUGUAGAGACUAGCGGGCAGAAUAUGUAUACAACUUGAGCACUUGUCAUCUUGUUGUGAAUGAUGCUCCUGUUAAUUUCUUUUGCAAACUUGCAUGAUCCUGCUACUUAUUAUUCACUGAUUUGGAUAUUUGUAAUGGGUUGACGAUAUCUCAAGUGUUGUGGCUGACUUUAGUGACUGAGAUCAACAAUAUCUCACAUUUGUGAAACACUGAACAAUAUUUACUUUGAACAGGCUAGACCAGGAUAUGCCUUGAUUCAAUUUUGGAUGUGCUAUUUGACGGGCUUUGUUGUUCGUGUGAUAUUUCAUUGACUGUUAAAGUUGCAGGACACGCAGGGUUGGUGAGCAGGGUACAAGGGGUGGAAAAGAAAUUAGAUGCUGCCACCUUGCUGGACAGCGACUGCCCCUGUUUAAAGCUGACUUGAUCCUUGAUAUUCUUGAAAUGUCACAAUCAAGCAUCGCCAUGCGGCUCUAUAUUCAUUGAUGAGUCUCAAGCUCAGACAGAUGAACUAUCGCGUUGGACAAGAUGCAUCGCUCAGCUUGUGGACUUUUAAUCUAUUUCAGGUAACAAAGUCCAAUUAGUAGUCCCUUUAUUCUGCACUAUAUCGUUUUUACAAGUCCCAAACCUGCAUGUAGAUAAGAAGUAUUACAACCGUGGUUACUAGUGGAUUUAACGAAGACAACGGGAGUCUUGCUGUGACUCGCACAAAUUAGUAAUUGAUGAAAUAAUGCAGUAAUGGGAAAACCUGAAGCUUUCAGCAGACAACAAACAAGCUUCUGGUGCUCUCUGAAGUACAAGUACUCGGGCAAGGUUCCUAAAUUUGGUACUGAAGAAACUCCCAUCAGAUUUUUCUUCUUGAAUUCAUAUGCAUGGCUUUUCUAGGAUAAUGCAUUCUUUCCGCUGAAGUUUCUUUCUCUGAGACUAUUCAACGAAGCUUGUUGCUGACAGAAAAGUGCAUUAGCUAGACUACUUAAUUGCUUGUCGUGUUUUUGUGUAAAAUUUAAACGUUGCAUAUGUUGUAGCUGAUAAAUUGAAAUUUUAAACGCCACUUAUGUUAGUAUACAAAAUGUAAAAAUGUAAAUUACAGCCUUCUAUCCUUCAUUCAUUUCUCCAUUGAUCAGAGUUGUCUUACAGCAAAUGCUCAGGCAUUGGCCGCUGCUCCAAAGCAAUGUAACCUGUAAAAAUAUUGCACCUUUCAGAAGAUAAACAGGGGAAACUUUCAUUGAAAUCUGAAACCAAAGCAUGUAAAUUUAUAUUAUAACUAGCGAAACAGUUAGCCCCUGUGGGCAAUCCAUUGACACAUUUUGCUGUAAGAGCAAACCACUUGUUCAGGCUGAUCAUGGGUUUCUGCUUGGCUGUGAAUUUGUCGCAGAUACAGUGGACGUUUGCUUCUUUGACCAUCUUCCAGAGGGUUCCGCCUAGGCUUGGGUUAACUGGACCCCGGCCUGCCUUUGUGGACAGCUUCUAUUGCGUUGUAACAGCAUUCCUCUGUUCUUGAAGAAGAGGAGGUGUUGUAACAGUAUAAAAUCACAAGUUUUGAAUACACUUUAGCAACAAGCCAAGCUUCACUUUCUCAAAAGUUUGCUGAGGAGAGCGACUCCCCACCUGAAUAUUUCAUUGCUGUCCAGGUUGCAGCACACAGAAGGGGUUGGUGAGCAGGGGUACAAGGGGUCGAAAAGAAGUUAGAUGCUGCCACGUAGCUGGACAGCGACCGUCCCUGUUUAAAGCUGAUCUGUCCUUAAUAUUCUGGAGAUGUCACAAUCAAGCGCCGCACCAUGUGGCUCUAUGUUCAUUGAUGAAUCUCAAGCUUAGACAGAUAUAAACUAGUGUGUUGGACAAGAUGCAUCCCUCAGCUUGUGGACUUUUAAUACAUUUCAGGUAACAAAGUCCAAUUAGUAGUCCUCCUCUUCUACAGCAUAUCGUUUUUACAAGUCUCAACAUGCAUGCAGACAAGAAGUAUUCCAACCAUGGCUACCGGUGGAUUGGACCAAGACAAAGGGGAGCAUCUGGAACUUCAUCGCCUACUCAAACUCAUCCUCAUCCCGGCCCUGCAGGCAGCAGCUCAGAUAAUCUCUGCAACCAACCAUGGCUACCCCCUUCCUACCCACCCUGCUCCUAUCCUUGCUUGUUCUACUUCUACCAGCCGUGGAUGCUGGUGGCGCGGCACCUCCCGGCGGCGACGUCCUGGCGCUGAAAUCCUCCCUCGCCGUCGAGGAUCACGAGACCAGCUUCCUGCGGUCACCCGACGGUACGUUCUCCUGCGGCUUCCAUAGCAUCUACAGCGGCGCCUUCACCUUCUCCAUCUGGUACUCCGACUCACCCGGCGAAACCGUCGUCUGGAGUGCCAACCGCGGCCGCCCCGUGCUCUCCAGGAGGUCAGCCGUCACCCUGCGCAAGGACGGCAACAUGGUCCUCACCGACGACGGCACCGUCGUGUGGCAAACUGAGGGCAACCUCCCGAAUGUCCAGUAUGCACAGCUUCUUGACACCGGAAACCUCGUGCUGAAUAACACAAGCGGCACCAUUGUUUGGCAGAGCUUCGAUUCGCCGACAGACACCUUCCUACGCACCCAGCGAAUCCCUGCCACGGCAAAGUUAGUCUCUACCAGCCGGCUGCAUGUUCCUGGUCACUACACCUUCCGUUUUAGUGACCAAUCCAUGCUGUCUCUCUUCUACGAUGACACCAAUGUUUCUGACAUAUACUGGCCUGAUCCUGAUUACCAGUACUAUGAGAAUAACAGGAACCUCUAUAACAGUACUAGGAUGGGGAGCCUUGAUGAUUAUGGGGAGUUUUUUGCCAGUGAUUUCGCGUGGCACCGGCCUCUUGUUGCCUCUGAUAGAGGCUAUGGGAUUAAGAGAAGACUUACCCUUGAUUCUGAUGGUAAUCUUAGGAUAUACAGCUUGAGCAAUGAAUCAGAUUCAAACAGGAGAUGGACAGUUUCAUGGGUGGCUGUCUCUCAGCCAUGCAUGAUACAUGGCAUGUGUGGUCCAUAUGGGAUCUGCCACUACUCCCCUGCACCAACAUGUUCUUGCCCACCUGGUUAUGCAAUGAGGAAUCCUGGCAACUGGACACAGGGAUGCGAGCUUAUCGUAGAUACCAUCGGAUGUGGGGACAGUGAACGGAAUGCGACAUUUUUGCAGCUUCCAAACACUGAUUUUUGGGGAUCUGAUCAGCAGCGCAUCAACGAAGUGUCCUUGGAGGAUUGUUGGAACGUAUGCUUGAGUGAUUGCACGUGCAAGGGUUUUCAGUACCAACAAGGAAAUGGCACAUGCUAUCCAAAGAAUCUUCUUUUCAAUGGAAGGAGUUUCCCAACACCUACUGUGCGAACGAUGUACAUCAAGCUCCCCACAAGUUUCAAUGUUUCAAAUACCCCAAUUCCACAGUCCAAUGUGCUCAACACUAAAAUACAUCGUCUUGAAUGUGAUCAUGUGAGCAAAACAAUCAUAGAAUCAGUGCCAGACAUGGUUCGUGAAGAUGGCAGUGAUGAUCCAAAAUGGCUCUAUCUAUAUGGGUUCAUUGCUGCAUUUUUUGUCAUUGAGGCUUUCUUCUUCGCGUUUGCAUGGUUCUUCGUUCUACGGAGAGAGUUUAGGUCAUCGCAAUUAUGGGCGGCUGAGGAAGGCUACAAGGUGAUGACUAGUCAUUUCCGGAUGUAUAGUUACAGAGAGCUGGCCAAGGCGACUGAAAAGUUCAAACAUGAGCUUGGAUGGGGAGGUUCAGGUAUUGUCUACAAGGGAACCUUGGAUGAUGAGCGAGAGGCGGUCAUAAAAAGGCUGGAAAAUGUAACACGGAACAGGGCAGAGUUCCAGGAUGAGUUGCAUGUCAUUGCAAGGAUUAACCAUAUGAAUCUGGCAAGAAUAUGGGGGGUUUGCUCAGAGAGAUCCCAUAGAAUGCUGGUCUUGGAGUAUUUUGAGAACGGCUCAUUAGCUAACAUACUAUUCAGCAACAAAAUCUUGCUGCAGUGGGGUCAGAGGUUCAACAUUGCUUUAGGUGUUGCAAAGGGGCUGGCCUAUCUUCACCAUGAGUGCCUAGAGUGGGUCAUCCACUGCAACCUGAAGCCGGAGAACAUUCUGCUGGAUCAGGAUCUAGAGCCUAAGAUCACCGACUUUGGGUUCGCAAAGCUGCUCAGCAGAACGGGGCCUAAUCAGAAUCUGUCUCGGGCGCGAGGAACCUUGGGCUACAUGGCUCCGGAGUGGGUCACAGGUUUACCGAUAACAGCGAAGGUUGAUGUGUACAGCUACGGAAUCGUGCUUCUUGAACUAGUGUCAGGAACAAGAAUUCUCGACUUUGUUGUUAAUUUGGAGGAGGAUGUCCAUGUGGUGCUCAAGAAGUUCAUUAAGAUGCUUUCUUACAGGUUGGAAGGGGAUGAACUGUUGUGGUUAACGGAGUUUGUAGAUGUCAGACUGGACGGCGAUUUCAACUACCUGCAAGCGAAAGAGUUGAUCAGGAUAGCCGUUUCAUGCCUGGAGGAGGACAGAAAGAACAGGCCAACAAUGGAAUCAAUAGUUGAGAGCCUCCUUUCAGUUGAAGAAGCUUCAGUUUGAACCUGAACAUAGUUGUAUCCUUGUGCAUAGGUAUUCCAUAUUAUGUAGUAAUUGAGUAAUGAUAGUAAUACAUGUACUAGUUGUUCAUGUAAUAUAUUCAGUCUUUUUGUUUCUGAAAUCGCUUAGGCCCUCUUAGUAGUUAUAAGAACAUAUUGUAAAUCUGACAAUGGUAAAACCAAUGGUAUCAUCUGGUAACUGCUCGCCAGCUGAUAUAGGUGUUCUAUGUAUGACAUUCUGUAUCAAAGAUUUUUCAUCUGGCAACGGGAGGAAAUGCAGCAGGACUGCACAAGUAUCCUGA
Triticum aestivum (bread wheat) is the source of this 5268-nucleotide messenger RNA. RefSeq names its product putative receptor protein kinase ZmPK1. Gene Ontology annotation, biological process: protein phosphorylation; recognition of pollen. The record is from RefSeq and is a predicted model, not a curated record. Gene Ontology annotation, molecular function: protein serine/threonine kinase activity; ATP binding. Lineage: Eukaryota; Viridiplantae; Streptophyta; Magnoliopsida; Poales; Poaceae. The coding region runs from base 2514 to 4970 and encodes 818 amino acids. The transcript is spliced from 2 exons.